GAGGUAUAGAUGGUGGAGGAACUCCUGUGCAUCCAGAAGCUCAGUCCUGAGAGCCGCCCGCUUGUCCAGACACGACACAACAACCCAACAGAGACCUACACACUCUCUCUCUCCAACACUGCUCCACUCCUCCGCUGGUCCUCUUCUCUUCCCGUGUCCAGCGUUCAAUCAGUAAAGGCAUCCGUCGCCCUCCACUUUUACCUGCUGACCUCCGUCACGCUCCUCUCCGAUCUCCUGUAGAUCACAGCAUCAACCAGCACUACGUGUUGAAGCAGACGGUUGCUCCUGAGCCUCAGAGGUGAAGUGGUCAUGAUGCGGCGCUCACACUCCCUUCCGCUCCUCCUCCUCCUCACCCUCACCCUCUUCCUCCUUGGAAUCGCCCUGGCCGGCACGUCCAGCACCCGGAGGAGCAGAGUGAGGCGUCAGAACAUGAAGGUGCGUAUCAACGCCACAGGAGACACCAUCAUUAUGAAGUUUGUGCGUCCCAACCCAGACACCAAGCUUGAGGGGUAUAUCCUGGGCUACGGCAGCAGCAUGUUCUCCAAACAGUUCAUCCAGCUGCCUGAGAAUGGACAGCCAUACCAGACUGAAAUUGACGCUGAGCCCAAGUACCUCAUCGCUGUCCAGCCCAUCCCAGUCAACGAUGUGAAGAAACAGUGUACAGGUAAAGUGGAACUCAACAAGCCACUGCAUCUGGUCAUUGGAUCGGUGACCCCAACCUCUGUGCUGCUGUCCUGGGGGACCCUGCUGAAGACCCCCUAUGAGGCCAAUGUUAUGAAUGACUGCCUGGAGGAUGGACACUACACCGUGCGUUACCGUGAGAGGAGCAGGAAAUGGAACUACCAGACCUGUCCCACCAGCGACACAGUCAUUGACAACCUGAAGCCCAACACAGCCUAUGAGUUUGGGGUCCAACCUAACUCUAAAGACGGCACUGGCGUGUGGAGCAAACCCGUCAUCCACAACACCAACAUAGGUGAUAAAUCAAUCCAGAAACCUUUUAAACAACGCCCUGUGAAGCCUGUGAAACCUUUCAUGCCAGGCUCACGAUCCUUCCCGUUCCCUGCUCACCAUGUUCUUCAUAACAGAACCCAGGGCAGACUGCCCCUCUUUGGAAAUGUAGCCCCAAAGACAACCAUCGCUCCAACAUCUACUACUAGGCAGGAUUCCUGGUCAACUCCCGGACCCACAAUGCCUCAGGUCACCAAACAGUCCAUUGGUGCAGGUGAAAGGUCCAGAUCUGUCCUCCCUCCUUUUCUGGAUGUCCCUCUAGCUCCAAAGCUUCUUCCUCUGCUGCCCCUUCCCACCACCAUUUCCUCUACACCAGUCUCUCAGACACAUGGAGAGAGGCAUACAGGAAAUAUCCAAACUCAACCACAGUUCAAACCCAGAGUUCAGCCACAAACUCUAUUAGAGACCCAUCCCAAGUCUGAACCCCGAUCAGUACCCCAACCUCCCCCACAGCACAAGCCAAAACCUCAAUCAAAAACAGUACUGAAGACCCAUCCUCAGUCCCAAUCCCAUGCUCCUAUUAAGCCCACAACAGAAUAUGAAACAAAGACCCAAAUCAUACCUGUACCUCAAACCCAAGCUCAGCCUAAACCUAUAGCAGAACCUGAAGAAAAGACCCCAACUAAACCUGCACCCAAACCUCAGCCUAAACCUAACCCAGAACUGGAACUUAAGACCCAAACAAAACCUGUACCUCAACCUCAGCCCAAACUUGAUCCAGAAUGGGAGCCAAAGACCCAUACAAAAUCUGUAGCCAAACCUCGGCCAAAGACCCAGCCCCAGCCCCAUUCACAGCCUCAGCUUAAGCCUAAAAUGGAGCGAGAGCCAAAGACCCGACCCAAACCUGUAUUUCAGUCCCACCCACAGACUAAGCCAAAACCUCAGCUUAAGGUCCAACAUAAACCUGUAAUCCAACCUCAGCCUAAACCAGAACCAGAACCAAAGGCCCAAUCCGGACCUGUUCCCCAGCCUCAUUCUAAACCUAAACCAGAACUGCAAUCAAAGACCCUGCCCAAACCUCUGCCCCAACCCCAACCACAGCCUACACCUAAACCAGAACUAGAAGCAAUGGUCCAACCCAAACCUGUAAUCCAACCGCAGCUUAAAUUUAAACCCAAACCAAUAAAAAAGACCCAGUCUCAAUCCCACCCUCAAUCUAAGCCUACAACAGAAUCUGAACCAAAGACCCAAACGAAACCUAUGUCCCAACUCCAACCUCAACCUAAACCUAAAUCAGGACCUGAAACAAAGACCCAGGCCCCACCUGUGCCCCGACCUAUCCCUCAGCCUGAGCCUCAGACCAGGACCCGAUCUCAGCCUGCCUGGGUCGGCCCGAGACAGCUGGUCCCUACUGCGCCUAGCCAACCAGAGGAGGGCAAGCCUCUGCCAAGACCCGCCCUGGCAGCAGAGAGCGCCAAUGGUAACAAUCAGGGGAAUGUCAUCCGGAUAACAUCCGCUGCUGCUGUCCCUCGCUCUACUGUUAGCUCGCCAGUUACACCGGUAACCAGAAACACCAUGGUGUCUCGCCUACGGGACUCUCCUCCCUCCACCACUAAUGGCCUCAGACCCUUCUCUCUACCCAGGGGGUCCUCCAACUCCUCCCUCAGCUCCAUCACGCCUGGGGCAGCCAGUGGAGAGCGUCGUAAGGACCUUGCUCUUCCCAAACCUGCCGUGUGGUCCAAAGAUGAACAGGGUUCUCCUGCAGUUCUGCGGCCCUCUCCUCCGGUUAACAAGAGGCUCAACCUGGUGGGGAAACCCGGGGACCACGAUAAACCCAUGGACCUCAAACAGGGAGAUAAAGAGUCCAUCUUGAAGCCGUUCCCUCUGGUCACAGCCAAGCCCAAGCAAGAGCGCAAGCUGACAACCACCUCCCCUCCAGCUCUUAACAGCAGCCAUUUCGACCUGUUCGAUAACUCCUCUAUAUUCAGCUCCAUACCCGCAUCAGAGGUGGAUGCCAUGGGGAAGAAACGCUUUGUAGCUCCUCACGUGAUCUACAAGACCGACAAAAAGCCGCAUGAGCCGUGCUCCAUCACCACCUCCCUCACUUACUUCCCCGAUGAGGAGGCGGGCGAGCAGAACGUGACGGGUCCCCCGCGGUCACCCCCCUCCAACCUCACUGUGGUCACGGUGGAGGGUUGCCCAUCCUUCGUCAUCCUGGACUGGCAGAAAACGGACAAUGAGACGACAGAAUAUGAGGUCAUAUCCACCACGCAAGGGCCCAACGGCCAGGAGGUGUCCAUACUCACCACCAACCAGACGCACACGGCCGUGGAGAAUCUGAAGCCAGAGAGCAGUUAUGAGUUCAAAGUGAAACCAAAGAACGAGCUGGGCUCAGGACCCUCCAGCGAGCCGGUGUCCUUCAGCACAGAGUCAGCGGAUCCGCGAGUGAGCGAGAAUGUAUCAGGGAAAGAUGCCAUCUGGACUCAAUUCCCAUUUAAAUCGGAUUCCUACUCUGAGUGCAAUGGGAAGCAGUAUGUGAAGAGGACUUGGUACCGCAAGUUUGUAGGCAUCCAGCUCUGCAAUUCCCUGAGAUACAAAAUCUACCUGAGCGACUCGCUCAACGGGAAGUUCUACAACAUCGGAGACCAGACAGGACAUGGGGAGGACCACUGUCAGUUUGUGGACUCCUUCCUGGACGGACGCACUGGCACGCAGCUCCUGGCGGACCAGCUGCCCAGCAGACCAGGCUUCUACAGAGCGAUGAGACAGGAGCCGGUCAACUUUGGAGAGAUUGGCGGGAACUCGCAUGUCACCUAUGUAGGCUGGUAUGAAUGUGGCACACCCAUCCCUGGAAAGUGGUAAGAACCCUGGACGGCUAUCCACGGAGCAUCCUGAUGGAGGGAUGAUGACCUCUUUGGAGGCAGAGGAUGAGGAAGAUGAAGACCGAGGAUGGCUGAAUAGGCCUGAACAGAGGUGGGCCUCUCUCUCUCUCUUUUUAGAAACCAUGGACACUGUGGACAGGUCUCUCUGUCUGACGUCAGCCUUCUCUCCUGUGUAUAAAGCUGUACAGAAACCAUUAAUGUGCCACAGCUCUGGAGUGCUUUUGUAAUAUCACAGGCCUAAUUACGAUAUCUAUCACACAUGAUGUCAUGGUAUGAAGGACGGAAUAGAAGCAUUUCUGAGUGAGUCCAAAUGUUAAAUAUGAUCACAGAGAAAAUGUUGGGAAGCUGGCUCCCAAAAUGUAUUAACUUGUAUGUUAUUUAUCAAGGGGUUAUUAAAUAUUCUGUGAGUGCUCUACCGAUGAGACAAAAAAAUGCGUUUUGAUACUUGUAUGGUGAGAAGCAUACACCUGAUUUUUUUUUUACACAGAAAAAAAGCUGUCAAUCAUUCAUUUUACUGUAUAUUUACAGAGUAUGUAAAAUAUAAGUACACAGAUAUACACACAGAUGUGCAGAAUUGACCUCAGUCAUGUUUGAAUAUACCUUCUGCUGGUCCUGUGGGAUUGUUAGCAUUCUCAGUUUGCACAGUAAUAAUACUUUUAUUAUUUAUACAGCACCUUUCAAAAACAAAAGUGCUUUACAAUAAAAACAGAUACAAGUAAAUAAGAUCCAGAACUCAAGCUAUAAAUAAGAUAAUUUAAAUAAUUACAGCAAAUACCACCAGCUGAGUCUUAAGUAGAGAUUUAAAGCAGGAUAGUGAGUUCCCGGUCACCUUUAGUGACAAGUGGAGAUUUUGGGUUAGGGCAGGAACCUGCUGGAGGAUCUCAGACAGCGAUCAGGCUCACAGGGAGUUGGCAGAUCACAGGUAUAAGCUGGAGCCAGACCAUUCAAGCAGUAAAAUCUUUUGUAUCAACUGCAGUAAAAAGUAUUGUUCAUAUAUGUAUAUGGUGUAAAGGGAAGUAAGCCCGGGACCACGGCAGUCAAGUGGAGGUAAAGUAAACAUGGUACGCAACCAAACUGCACCAAGGCUCCAUCAGAUCCUUCAGAGCGAAGAACACAAUGCUAUUUUUGGGUUUUAAAUCGUCCUUGCUGUCUUCAGUUCAGACGUCCCUGACACCAGUAUCAGUUUUAGACUUGAAAAAGGGACAAAAUAUCUUGCAUUGUGCAAAUGGAAUUAGAGCAAAUGACUUAUAUGCUUUUGAGUUUAGAUGUUAUAUGAAUGUACAUAAAGCUUUGAGAUGAUUGGAUUAAAAAGCCCCUACAAAGGAUUUUUUUUGCCACACUUUAUAACUGCAGUUGAAAUUUUGUUUUCAAUAUGCACAUUAUCUAUUUUCAACAAUAAAUACAAAGAUUCUUUUUA
Messenger RNA from Lampris incognitus (smalleye Pacific opah), 5250 nucleotides. It is a transcript of the gene abi3bpa, whose product is annotated as target of Nesh-SH3. Gene Ontology annotation, molecular function: protein binding. NCBI's taxonomy places the organism in Eukaryota, Metazoa, Chordata, Actinopteri, Lampriformes, Lampridae. Gene Ontology annotation, biological process: extracellular matrix organization; positive regulation of cell-substrate adhesion. The record is from RefSeq and is a predicted model, not a curated record. The coding region runs from base 310 to 3813 and encodes 1167 amino acids. The transcript has 23 exons.